Molecule: messenger RNA, 1356 nt
Organism: Colletotrichum acutatum
Lineage: Eukaryota; Fungi; Ascomycota; Sordariomycetes; Glomerellales; Glomerellaceae
Product: C6 zinc finger protein
Exons: 3
Coding region: 277-1356 (359 amino acids)
Biological process (GO): regulation of transcription by RNA polymerase II
Molecular function (GO): zinc ion binding; DNA-binding transcription activator activity, RNA polymerase II-specific
Source: RefSeq, a predicted model, not a curated record
CCUUACACCACCCGAGAAAGUACGAAUACGACUAGAGUACGAAGGCGUCCGCGGGUUGGAUGCAGGUUAUGCGUCCCCUCUAUUAAUCAACAGCCGUAUCUUUCUACGCUGCAUCAGGGCGUAAUCAAUCUAUCGCCGGAGCUUGGCCAAGAGCGAUUCGUCUCGUCGAGUUUAUUGUCAUGGCGGGAACGCCAUGGUUUGAUACCUACUUAACUAGUCGUUGUUUACCGAUUCGGUCCGCCGCGUAGCUGUCAUCGGACAGCACCGAGUACGAACAUGCAAUCAAACCCGUCACGACGGGCACAUCCAAAAACUCGAACAGGCUGUAAGAUUUGUAAAUCGAGGAAGAUCAAGUGUGAUGAGCAGCGACCAGCCUGCAAAAACUGCCUCAAACAUGGCGUGGCUUGCGGCUUUCUAGCCUCACCGUCACUCGACCCCACGCUGACCCCUUCUCAGCAUGCGGGCGAGUUGAACUUUCUCGACCUUGAACUCCUGCAUCAUUACUGCAACUUCACCGCGCAGACACUAUCGGACAAUCCGCUGCUCGGGGACUUCUGGCGGCUGAAUGUCGUCAAACUCGGGCUGGAAACUGACUACGUCAUGAGGAGCAUUCUCUCGCUGGCAGCAUUGCAUCUCGCCUAUCUGAAUCCCGAUAGGAAAGACCAGUUACUGGAGAAGUCGAUGCUGCAUCACGAAAUAUCCUCGAGAACAGCUGUUGGCUUGAUGGAGCACGUCCAAGACGAGAAGAAAGCACACUUAUUCAUCUUCUCAGUCUUGACUAUCUACAUCGUUCUAGCCAAUUCGCAAUAUCUACACGAAUCGCCGCUAGCCAGUGCAGGCCAAUCUCCCGACUGGAUAGUCCUAUUCUGCGGGACCCGGUAUCUUGUGGGGGAACCGAAUGACAAUCUUCUAAUCUCGCCAAUUAUCACGCGGAUUACUGCACACUUCCAGUAUCGAGAGGGACCAUAUCACCACACGCAUCUUGGAGACCUGGAAGCAAAUAUCAACGCAUCAGAGCCAGAUAAUGGGCUUCUGGAGAUAUACAACAGGGCCAUCAAUGAGCUCUACAAGUCUUAUGGCGCUUUCUAUGAGUCCGCAGAGCCUCAAGACAUUACUGAUGUUUUUAUUUGGAUUGCCAUGGUUGCAGACGACUUUCUCCCGUUGCUGAGAGAGAAUAGACAAAAGGCGUUGGUAAUAUUUUUGUACUUCUGCAUGCUUCUCAAGCGCUUGCGAAAUCGCUGGUGGCUGGAUGGUUGGGCAAAUAAUCUCUAUGCUGAGACAUAUGGUAUGCUAGACCACGAGCAUAGGUCAUGGAUCAGAGAUCCAGCAAUGGAAACCAAUGAACUUUGUCUAUAA